Messenger RNA from Purpureocillium takamizusanense, 7590 nucleotides. Its product is annotated as Type I Iterative PKS. Gene Ontology annotation, biological process: secondary metabolite biosynthetic process; fatty acid biosynthetic process. Bases 1 to 7590 code for a protein of 2529 amino acids. The transcript has 6 exons. Gene Ontology annotation, molecular function: fatty acid synthase activity; 3-oxoacyl-[acyl-carrier-protein] synthase activity; oxidoreductase activity. Lineage: Eukaryota; Fungi; Ascomycota; Sordariomycetes; Hypocreales; Ophiocordycipitaceae. The record is from RefSeq and is a predicted model, not a curated record.
AUGAAGGUGAAUCAGUCUGAGACCUACCAGGAUGGCGAUAUUGAGUCCGUCGCCAUCGUUGGUCUCGCAUUUGAGUUCCCUCAAGAGGCGACAACGGAGGAUGCUUUCUGGCAGAUGCUAUGUGAAGGAAGGUCGGCCAGCACAGAAUUUCCGGGUAGUCGAUUAAACAUCGAUGCCUUCUAUCACCCAGACAAGGAUAGACCAAGCUCGUUUCCAGUCCGUAGCGGUCAUUUUGUCAAAGAAGACCUAGCAGCAUUUGACGCGCCAUUCUUCUCCAUCACCGCUGCUGAAGCAGCAUGUAUGGAUCCUCAACACAGACGAAUGCUAGAGACGGCGUAUCAUGCGCUGGAAGAUGCAGGAAUACCCAUCAACCAGUGCUCUGGCACCGACACUGCGGUAUACACCGGAUGUUUCACCAACGAUUACCUCAAUAUCAUGCAACAAGACCACCAAGCGGAGCAGAGGCAUGGCGCCAUGGGUGUUGCGCCAUCCAUGUUGGCCAACCGGUUAAGCUGGUUCUUUGACUUCAAAGGAACGUCUAUGAACCUCGACUCGGCCUGCUCAAGCAGCCUGGUUGCUCUUCACCUCGCGUGUCAAGACCUGCGAGCAAGGAACGCGUCCAUGGCGCUGGUUGGUGGCGCCAAUCUGGUAUAUCAUCCCAACUUCAUGAAACUCAUGUCCGACUUCAAUUUUUUGUCCACAGACAGUAGGUGCUGGAUCUUCGAUGAGCGAGGCAAUGGCUACGCACGCGGCGAGGGCACAGCCGUUCUGGUCAUCAAGCGAUUGACAGACGCACUGCGAGACGGGGACACCAUCCGUGCCGUCAUUCGAAAUACAGGCUCAAACCAGGAUGGAAGGACACCUGGAAUCACCCAGCCCAGCAUGGAGUCUCAAAUUCGCCUCAUUGAGAAGACGUACGAGUCGGCUCGCGUCGACAUGGCACCAACGCAGUUCUUUGAGGCCCAUGGCACUGGAACUCCAGUUGGUGACCCUAUCGAGGCACAAGCCAUCGGAACUGCGUUCUCGGCACAUCGCAGCGUUCUGAGCCCGCUGUAUAUCGGCUCUGUCAAGGCAAACAUAGGCCACCUUGGAGGAUGCAGCGGGCUGGCAGGCGUUAUCAAGACCAUUCUUGUCCUAGAGAACGGUGUCAUCCCUCCGAUCGCGGGGUUCCAAUUGCUCAACGAUCGAAUAAACGCAGACAAACUGCGCCUGCGGAUUAACUCUUUCGGAUUCGGCGGUACAAACGCUGUAGCAAUCCUCGAUGAUGCAUAUCACUUCAUGAAACUGAGAGGCCUUCACGGCUUUCAUCGUUCGCGAGCCACGCCUCGAUUCAAUGAUGGUGUCAGCCUCUCGAUUGGACCAUCAACGAGCUUGGGCACCCUGCUCAAUGGCUAUCACACUCCCGAAGAGGAAGUGCCUCGCACAAAGCUACUCAUCUGGUCUUGCCCUGAUCAGGAUGGGGCACACCGGCUGUCGAACGCCUACAAAAGUUUCCUCGGGAAGAUCGAUUCAUCCAAGCUCAAUGAUCUAGCCUACACCUUGGCGGCCCGAAGAAGCCAGUUCCCCUGGAGGAGCUUUGCUGUUGCAGACUCUGACAGGAUGCUGCUCAGCCAGGGACAGUCUGCUAGUCCCAUAGCCCCUCCUGUCAGGGCAGUAAAUGACGCACGCGUCGGCUUUGUGUUCACCGGGCAAGGAGCCCACUACCUUGGCAUGGGGCGUACACUUCUCGACUUUCCGGAAUUUCGACAAAGUAUCGACAAGUCCGACGCCUAUCUCAGAAAGCUUGGCUGCUCCUGGUCCCUUACCGAGGUCAUCGACGGUACGAAUGAUCUGACCCCAAUAGACAGAGCCGAACUGAGCCAACCGGCCACAACCUGUCUCCAAAUCGCUCUGCUGGACCUGCUUGCCAGCUUCGGGGUCCGGCCCUCAGUGGUUCUGGGCCACUCGUCCGGUGAGAUUGCAGCAGCCUAUGCUGCCGGCGCCUUGUCGCGUUCCUCUGCUAUCAAGGUGGCGUACCAUCGCGGGGUUCUUUCCUCUGGUCUAGCAUCAAAGUGGAAUCGCAGUCUGGCAAUGACGGCGGUCGGGCUCUCCAGGGAUCAUAUCCGUCCGUAUCUCGACCGGCUCCAGAGCGAACAUGGUUCAACACAUGUGGCCAUCGGCUGCGUAAACAGCCCAAAGAGCGUUACUUUGACGGGAGUUGCUUCUGGACUCGACACGCUGGAGCAAUGGCUGUGGGCCGAUGGCGUCUUUGCCAAAAGGCUUCGUGUACCUAUCGCUUACCACUCAGAAUUCAUGGAAGCGAUUGCCGAGACAUACGCUACCUUGAUUGGAGAUUUGCACAGCGGCGUCGAGACAGAUCCCGUACCUAUGAUCUCAUCUGUUACAGGGGACUUAGUGACGCCCCAAACACUCACUGCUGCGGGAUACUGGGUGCGAAACUUGGUGUCGCCCGUCAACUUUGAGGCAGCCUUUGGCACCCUAAUGGCAUAUGCGAACAGGACGCCCCGCAAACAACUCGGCAAGGCCAAAACGCGCGACCUCAGAAUCACUCAUGUCAUGGAGAUCGGGCCUCACAGCGCGCUCCAGGGUCCCAUUCGCGAAAACGCGGAGGCCUUCACGGGUCAAACAAAGCCAACAUAUAUCAAGUGUCUUGUGCGAGGCCAAGACUCGUCCGUGGCACUGCUCUCCGCGGUGGGCGUUCUGUGCUGCGCCGGGUGUGCUGUGGAUAUUCUUCGAGUUAAUGGACAGGACAAGGACACGCCGAGGCUUGCACCUCGAAACAUGCCGCGUUACCCCUUCAAUCACCAGAACAAGUACUGGCUAGAGAGUAGACUAAGUUCCAACCUUAGAUUCCCGGAAGUGGCGCGCCACGACUUACUCGGAGUGCGCAGCCUCGACUGGAACCCGCAGGUGGCACAGUGGCGCAAUGUGAUGCGGUUGGAGGAAUUGCCAUGGUUGCACGACCACACGAUUGCCGGGGAGAUUGUGUUUCCCGCUGCUGGAUAUGUGGUCAUGGCCAUUGAGAGUCUCAAACAGCUCACCAGUGCCAAUGGCGAGCCGUCACUUCGCGGGGCUCACCUCAAAGACGUUGCCUUCCUACGUCCGAUACGCUUCAGCCAGGGGCUCAAUCAGAUCGAAACGCAGUUAACUCUGUCUACCACACAACAGCGCUCGGAUAAAGAUGCGGCCCCAUGGUCGCAGUUCCGCAUAUUCGCCCUCGACAACGGGAGCUACCUGGAAUGCUGUCGUGGUUUCAUCCGAGCUGUGGUCGAUGCCGACGAUUGCAACUGCGUUGCCUGGCUUGGGCCUUGGAGCUCUCAGAACUGGUUGAACCGUAUCCCUGGGGCCUGCUCAGAUGCAGAGUCAGAUCCCUACAGCAUGCCUGGGGAGACCGAAGUUCGUUACGGUCCAGCAUUCUGCAACUUGGAGCGUAUGCGACUGGGAUGCCAAGGCGAGGCCAUUGCCAAUCUUCUGACUGGGACCUGGCAGUUAAAUCAGGCCAAAACAUCAUCCAAGGACCUCUACGGCGUCCACCCGGCAGCGAUAGAUGGCCUCACACAAUUGGUUGUGCCAGCGCUGUCCAAGCUAUGCAAUGGCCUGCCCACCAUGGUUCCAACCUACGUCAAUGGGAUAUGGGUAGACUGCGACUGUCAAGAGUUGCGAGAUGGCACGAUAUCCGUCCAAAGUCAGAGUACGCUCCGCGGUCGUCGGGAAGCUUCCGCAAGCAUUGUCGGCGUCGCAAGUGACGCCGAUACGCCAGUCAUCUACCUCGAUGGACUCGAGACCACAUUCAUCAAUUCUAGUAACGAAACUAAACACCAGCAGCAGCUGAAACCACGGACCCUAUGCACUCAGUUGUCCUGGAAGAGUGACAUCGAUUUACUGAGUCGCGAGCAAAUAACACUCCAGUGCACGCGCGACAGACCAGCGCAAGAUGAAGAUGCAGUUGAGACGUACAAGUCCAUGGUACUUACCAUUAUGGCUUUUAUUGAAGAAGCUGUGGAAUUUAUUGACAAGCAGUCUCCGGCCCUCGCACUUGAGCGGCAUCUGCAGGCAUUUGUAGGCUGGAUGAGGUCCCAGCACCGACUGCUUCGGAGCGGGCGCAUCCUGGUCGACUUGGAUUCCGUGAAUAGGCUCCUCGGUGAUGCCGAUGCUCGGCACCAACUUGUUCUUCAAGUAGAGAGUCAGGGUAUCGGCGGGCGUUUCUUCAUGACCAUCGGGCGUAACCUCAUCAAAAUUCUCCGCGGCGAAGUCGACGCACUUCAGCUCAUCUACCACGACUCCCUGGCGGAUCGAUAUUACGAACAGAUGCUGGCAAACGACCAUCAUGCCCAUCCCACCUCGGUUUACGUGGACUUGCUUUCCUUCAAAAACCCCUCCAUGAAGAUCCUUGAGGUCGGUGCCGGGACAGGUGGGCAGACCCUACGCCUGUUGGAGAAGAUGAGCAGCGGCGGAGUGAAGCAAUGGAGGCAAUACGAUUAUACCGACAUCUCCCCUUCGUUUUUUAGUCAGGCACGCCUCAAGUUCCAGGAUUAUUCUGCAAAAAUGAACUUCAAGGUCUGCGACAUCUCCAAGGAUCCGGCGACCCAAUCCUUUGAGACGGGAACCUAUGACCUUGUCGUCGCUUCGCAUGUCCUGCACGCCACGGAUUACUUGGACCAAUCCUUGGGCAACAUUCGAAAGCUUCUCAAACCUGGCGGAAAGCUACUGCUAUUCGAGACGACUUUACCAGAGGCCAUCAUUGCAUUUGCCUUUGGGUUGCUCAAGGGUUGGUGGAGCCCCCUGGACCACGAAGCCCGAUCUGAGCAUAGCCCAUGUUUGUCUGUCGAGCAAUGGGACCAUAGACUGAAGGGAACGGGGUUUACCGGUGUCGACCUGGAGAUUCCGGGGCAAGAACUGAUUGAGACAAGAUACAGCAGCAUUAUUGUCUCCACAGCCGUUGACCUUGACAGGGCCUCAAUGUGCGUCAUGCAGCAGCUUCAUUUGGUCGUGGACGAGCGUUCGGAGGUCCAAAAGACGAUUUCCGAACUUGUUCAAAGAGGUUCUGGCAAGAAAUUCAAGUCAUGCAACACUUUGACGCUUGCGCAGCACCUAAGGAUGCAACCAGAAGCUGACCACAGCAUCGUUAUUUGUCUACUCGAAGUGGAUGAGGUUUUCCUUGACGGCAUAUCUGAAAGAGAUUAUGUCGAGCUGCAAUCGAUCCUUCUGAGAGAGAAGAGCAUUCUUUGGCUCUGCAGAAAUCCUGCAUUGGAAGGGACAGAGCCGCGCCAUGGUCUGGCAGACGGCUUGGGUCGAGUGUUGAUGUCGGAAGACUCGACUCGCAAGUUUGUCACCCAAUCUCUCGAUGGUUGGGAUAGAAACCCGGUUCAAAUUUCCGAGCUUGUUUGCGACCUUGCGAAUCGAAUUGGGAAGAGUUCCGUCGAAGAUUUGGAAACAAAGUACAUCACGUCAAAUGGCUGUGUUCAAAUCAGCCGCGUCCUCGGACACGCCACCAUGGACACAGUCGUCUCGGAUGCAGUCCAACCACGUACCAGGAGAGAAUUGAAAAUCGGGUCUAUCGAUGCUGCUCUUACACUUGGCAUGACAACUCCUGGUCAUGCCGACACGCUGGAGUGGGUUGAGUGUGAUGAGCUGCGGCUUCACGAUGGCUUGACUUUGGAAGAGGAUGAAGUCGUGGUCAACGUCAAAGCCAUUGGGCUCAGUGAGGAGCGAUCCGUCACAGGAACGAGCGAGGCAAACAAACAAAGCUUGGCCAUUGAGUGCGCAGGCAUCGUGCAUUCGGAUGGGGCCACCUCUGGUUUCAAGCCGGGGGACCGCGUCUGCCUCAUAACUCCGUCAGCGGCCUCCUCGAUUAUGCGAGUCAAAGCCAUGGCCGUAUCAGCGAUACCAUCGAACUUGUCCUUCAUCGAGGCAGCAUCAAUCGCGAGCGCAACUUGGACCGCCUAUCAUGCCCUUGUCAAUGUCGCCCGGAUCCAGGAAGGCGAGUCAGUUCUCGUCCAUGAGGCUGCAACUGCUACAGGUCAAGCAACACUCCAACUCGCGAAGAAACUAGGUGCUGAAGUGUACGUCACGGCUGCCUCCUCAAUAGAACGGGAACUCUUAUGCAAUAACCUGAAUAUUGGGCACAAGGCCAUAUUGUCGCUUUCUGGAGGUUCAUGUUUAUCGAGAAGGGUGGCCCAGGUUACGAGAGGCUCGGGUGUCGACGUGGUGAUCGGGCCUUUGACAAAGGGAGGAGACGAUGCCAACUUUGCGAACUGCCUUGCGCCAUUUGGCCGACUUGUUGACAUUUCCAUGGAGCGAACUCGAUCUUCGCCAGCGAUUUUGCCUCGCAGCAAUAACCAAGAAACCCCAACUAACCUAUCACGGCUAUCCGUGGACAUGGUUGACCUGCUUCGACGAAAGCCACGGUUGGCUUAUGCUGCAUUUCAACAGGCCAUGAGGCGGGCAUUUGAUGACGAGCUCUAUGCACCGUCGCCCCUGUACAUCUUUGCUGCCAAUGAACCGGACGAAGCAUUCCGACAAGCCGACAGCCCUGGUGCGGCAGGCAAGACGGUCAUGGUCCUUGACUCAGACAGCAUCGUGAGGGCAAAUGUCAAAACGAGACCACGGUGCAAGUUCGCUGAUAAUGCGACAUAUGUCAUCGCUGGGGGCUUAGGCGGACUCGGCAGAAGCAUUGCAAGAUGGAUGGCCUGUCGCGGAGCCAAAAACCUCGUUCUCCUUUCUCGCUCCGGUGUGAAAACUGCAGCGGCAGAGGCUCUGGUCAGUCAGCUUAACGCCCAGGGUGUCCGCGUGGAAGCGCCAUGUGUCGACAUUGGCUGCCUCAGCGAUCUCCAAAGCGUCCUCCGCAACCUGCAGGAUUUGAACAUGCCACCCAUUCGAGGCUGCAUUCAAGCAGCAGUGGUGCUGAGAGAUAACCUCUUUCCAAACAUGACCUACGAAGACUGGACUAUCAGUACAGGAGCCAAGGUAACGGGGUCAUGGAAUCUUCACGCAGCCCUCCCCGACGAUCUGGACUUCUUCGUUUUGCUGUCUUCACUCAACGGCAUCGUCGGGGGUCGGGCUCAGGCCAACUACGGGGCCGGAAACACAUUCAAGGACGCCCUGGCGCAGCACCGGCUCAGCAAAGGCCAAAAGGCAGUGUCUCUCGACCUUGGACUGAUGGUAGCUGAGGGCAUCGUCGCUGAGAAUGCAAGCCUGCUCGCGGCAAUGCGGCGAAUCGGACACCUGAUGGACAUCCACCAAGAUGAACUGCUCGCCCUGUUGGACUAUUACUGCGAUCCUAGCGUCCCAAUACUGGACCCAUCCGACGCCCAAGUCCUCGUGGGGAUCGAGAUGCCCGACGCAGUGCUGGCCAAGGGCGUUGAUUUGCACCACGCGAUUCACCGCCCCAUGUUUCGGCACCUUUUUCAAAUGGGCCAGAUAGAGGACACAGUGCCAACAAGGCAAGAAGAUCAGGCUGCAGUCAUUGACCGCGCGUCACUCCUAGCCGCAGCAGAAAACCAAGACGCGGCCGCGGCCUUGGUGAGUGCCUGGUUCGUCGCGAAGCUGGCCCAGGUGCUGGGUAUUUCUGAGGACGACAUCGACAAGUAG